Molecule: messenger RNA, 2819 nt
Organism: Cucumis melo (muskmelon)
Lineage: Eukaryota; Viridiplantae; Streptophyta; Magnoliopsida; Cucurbitales; Cucurbitaceae
Exons: 3
Coding region: 1510-2550 (346 amino acids)
Cellular component (GO): cytosol
Molecular function (GO): protein-folding chaperone binding
Source: RefSeq, a predicted model, not a curated record
GUCUCAAUCAGUGGAAGAGAAUGGAUUCCACAGAAGUAGAGUAAACAGCAACAUAUUUGGAAUCAUAAUAGGGAUUAAGGGAUGAACAUCGCUGCCGAGACGUUUUCUUCUGAGCCUCAUUCUGGCGUAGUUUAUCCUCUGUUCAUCGUCCCACUGAGCAGGGUGGACGCCCUUAGCGAGAAUCAAAGGCGGGGGGAGUUGAUAAGGGCAUUUGGAUCGCCAGGAGGUUUUGGGGAGGCCGAAUCGGGAGAGUUUUUUGAGGAAGAGGGAGAAACCCCAUUGGAGGUGAAGUGAGAGAAAGGGGAAAAUCGAAGAUUUAGGGCAGAGGAGAGGAGGGUAGUCCCAAUUGAGGUAACAGGGGAUCUUGGUGGCGAUGAAGAAUUGAGAAGCGAGAGGCGGAGCGGUGUCGGGGCAGAGUAGUAUGUGGGUUAGGGCUUGAAGCUUUUGAGACCACGGUGUUUCUUCCAUUGUUUUCUUCAUCGAAAGAAGAAUUGACUGCAUCAGAUGAGGAUUAGAGAUGGAGAUUGGAAAUAUUGUUGAGAGAAGGCUUCGAGACUUGGGGCUUAUUGGGCCUAUGUGAUACUUGGUUCUUAUUGGGCCUAUGACCCUAUUAUUUUUGGGCUUAAUGACUUAGCUUCAGUUUUUUGUCUUGGGCUUUCACAGUUUUGGAUCCGGAGGAGAAGAGGACAGGCCACCGAUUUUGGAACAAACCAUAGCCCACAAACGAAUUUUUAUGUAAAGUUAUGAGAUCAAAAUUUAGACAUUAAAAUAAAAUCUAUGAUUUCCCAUUUUCAUGGAUUUUUAUUUGGAAAGAUGACCCCAUCUUACUUCAAAAGAAAAAGAACCCCAUGACUUGUGACUAGUAACUCGCGUGGUGAUUAAGAAAACAAUUAAUUCUUAAUUUGAAUCUAGCAUUGAAAUCAUAUAAACAUAUAUUAAAAACAUGUUUAGCUGAGUUGUAAUCUGUAUGCACUUUCUUUCUACUCUAGAGUAGAUAAAAAGAAAGAGAGAGAGAGAGAUUAAGAAUUUAAGUUUUAAGAUAGAAAUAGUUAAUACCCUUUUGUUUCACUUAAAGCUUUGAACUUAAAAAAAGCAAGUAGAUGAUUUUAUGGUUGAGUUGUUUUUAUAUUGGUCUGUUAAAUAGACAACAAUAUUUUGGAGAAGAAAAAUGAAUCAAAGCCAUUGCAAAAUGCAAACCAAUUUGAUAAAGAAAUAGAAAAAAAAAAAAAAAAAAAAAGAAGAAGAAGAAGAAUAGAAAUUGUGUGACGUGGCUUUCCAGAAUGAAAUGAUGGAAUUCCAUCUGGAAGCUUCCACAGUGUUCUGGAUCUCUGUUGUUCUUCCAGACUCAUCCUUCUGAACCCCUUUUCUACGCCCCAACGCUUCUCCUCUCCACUCCAAUUUUCCCAACUCCAAUUACGAUUCUCUCAAAGCUUUAACAACUCUACAAUUCUAGCUUCGAACUUUUUGCAGAUUUAGAUCAACAAGAAGUCGAAGGAGGUGCAGGUUCACAUGGGUGUAGAUUAUUACAAAAUUUUGCAGGUAGACAAGAACGCUAAAGACGAUGAUUUGAAGAAGGCUUACAGGAAACUUGCCAUGAAAUGGCAUCCCGAUAAGAAUCCCAACAAUAAGAAAGAAGCCGAGUCUAAAUUCAAACAGAUCUCUGAGGCUUAUGAGGUUUUGAGUGAUCCACAGAAGAGAGCGAUCUACGAUCAAUAUGGUGAAGAAGGUUUGAAAGGUCAGGUACCUCCUCCAGGCGCCGGUGGUCCAGGUGGAGCAUCGUUUUUCCAAACUGGGGAUGGACCAACGGUGUUCAGAUUCAACCCUAGAAAUGCCAACGAUAUCUUUGCAGAGUUCUUUGGAUUUUCGACUCCGUUUGGAGGAAUGGGCGGCGGCGGCGGCAGUGGUAUGGGCAUGAGGGGCGGUCCCAGGUCAUUUGGUGGUGGCAUGUUUGGGGAUGAUAUGUUCGCUUCAUUCGGUGAUGGCCAGCCGAUGAGUCAAGGACCACGAAAAGCUGCUCCAAUUGAAAGGAGAUUGCCAUGUAGCCUUGAAGAUCUCUACAAAGGCACCACCAAGAAGAUGAAAAUCUCUAGAGAAAUAGCUGAUGCUAGUGGGAAGACAUUGCCUGUGGAAGAGAUUCUAACGAUAGAAAUCAAGCCUGGUUGGAAAAAGGGUACGAAAAUAACAUUCCCAGAGAAAGGGAAUGAGCAACCAAACGUGAUACCAGCAGACCUUGUUUUCAUUAUAGAUGAAAAGCCACACAGCACAUUCACAAGGGAUGGAAAUGACUUGGUCGUUACAAGAAAAAUCUCUCUUGCCGAAGCCUUAACAGGUUACACAGCUCAUAUAACCACACUAGAUGGAAGGAGCCUAACCAUCCCAAUUAACAAUGUCAUUCAUCCAGAUUAUGUGGAGGUUGUACCAAGGGAGGGCAUGCCAAUACCAAAAGAACCCUCCAAAAAGGGGAACUUGAAGAUCAAGUUCGAUAUCAAAUUUCCCACAUACUUGACUUCAGAUCAGAAAUCGGGGAUUAAGAAACUUCUGGCGUCCUAAGACUCUGCCGCUUGCUUCACUAUUGUAAAAAAAAAAAGAAGUAUCCUUAAGGGUCUGUAAUUGUAAUCGUAAUGCAAAUCUGUUUAAACGCUGUACUCGACGCUUCCUCGUGUUUGAGGUAUGGCAACACGAAAUAACUAUAAAUGUGCAUACUUGAGCACGAAAAGCUGAAUUUGAGCUUAUUAUAGGUGUUGAGCUGUGUCUUUGCUGUUAGUAAUGUUUCUGUUGGUAAUUUUUUUUGAGUAUAAUGAUUAAAUUUUGAUAGUUCA